Molecule: messenger RNA, 2314 nt
Organism: Leucoraja erinaceus (little skate)
Lineage: Eukaryota; Metazoa; Chordata; Chondrichthyes; Rajiformes; Rajidae
Gene: bmp6
Product: bone morphogenetic protein 6
Exons: 9
Coding region: 215-1513 (432 amino acids)
Biological process (GO): SMAD protein signal transduction
Cellular component (GO): extracellular region
Molecular function (GO): cytokine activity; growth factor activity
Source: RefSeq, a predicted model, not a curated record
AGUGUUACCUGCUGCGAAGUUCGAAUCGUUCAUUGAUAACAUGUGAAGAGCAGAGAUAGUGUGGGAUACACACAGCACACUGGGGCCGGCUCGGUGCAAGCACACAGUGUAUUUAUUUAAAUGUGUAUAUAUACUUUUUUAAAUAUAUAGGGGGGAAAAAAAAGUUUUCUCUUUUGCUUCACGUUGUAAGUUUUGCAUCUGUCUGUUCCGGACAAUGGGAGCAUUUGCAGUCGAGCGGGGAGUCGCGCUCGGGCUGCUGUGGAGCUGUUGCCUGGUGGUCGAGUGGUUGUCCGUGGCGGGCAGCUUGUUGCUGGACACGGGCAGCCACAGCGAGCUCCACUCGAGCUUUGUGCACCGCCGCCUCAAACACCACGAGAAGAAGAACAUGCAGCGGGAGAUUCUCUCCAUCCUGGGGCUACCCCACCGGCCCAGACCUCACUCGCACGGGAAGCAUAACUCGGCGCCCCUCUUCAUGCUUGACUUGUACAAUGCCAUGUCCACCGGGGGCGAGGAGGAGGAAGGCUUCUCGCACCAGUACAGACCGGUGUUCACCACGCAGAGCCCGCCGCUGGCCAGCUUGCAGGACAGCUCUUUCCUUAACCAGGCAGAUAUGGUCAUGAGUUUCGUGAACUUAGUUGAGCAAGAAGACUACACACUCUACCAGCCACUCUACCAAGAGUACAAAUUUAACCUGUCCCAAAUUCCAGAGGGGGAGUCUGUCACAGCCUCAGAGUUCCGCAUUUACAAGGAGUGGGUCAGAAGCCGCUUUGAAAAUGAAACGUUCGAGAUUGGCAUCUACCAGGUGUUGCAUGAGGAAACAACCAGAGAUACUGAUCUGAUGCUGCUGGAUACACAGACGGUGUGGACCUCGGAGGAAGGCUGGCUGGUGUUUGACAUCACUGCUACCAGCAACUUCUGGGUGAUGAGCCCCCAGCAUAACCUUGGACUCCAGCUGCGGGUACUGACUGUCGAUGGGCAAAGUGUCAACCCCAGGCUUUCCGGCCUGGUAGGACUCCAUGGGGCCCAGGAGAAGCAGCCCUUCCUGGUCGUCUUCUUCAAAGUCAGCAAGGUGCACAUUCGGACGACCCGAUCGGCUGCAAGCAAGCGCAGGAACCAAGGGCGCAGCAAGUCCACCUCCGUUCAAGAGUCACCCAGGGCAACGAGUUUAACAGUCUUCAAUGCAGCACCGCAGCGCAUUGCGUGCAGCAGGCACGAGGUAUUUGAACUUAGAUUCUUAGAACUUAGUUGGUUUGAUUGGAUAAUUGCACCUGAAGGUUACGCAGCCUAUUACUGUGAUGGAGAAUGCUCGUUUCCCCUCAAUGCACACAUGAAUGCCACGAAUCACGCGAUUGUGCAGACACUGGUCCACCUCAUGAACCCGGACUACAUCCCAAAACCCUGCUGUGCUCCCACCAAGCUGAAUGCAAUCUCUGUGCUCUUCUUUGACGACAGUUCAAACGUUAUACUAAAAAAGUACAGGAAUAUGGUGGUCAGAGCAUGUGGCUGUCACUAAUGGGGACGUGCAUGGAAUCUUCAGGUGUCCUGAAACUACUGGAGGAACAAAAUCCUCAACAUAGUGAUUUUUAAAAAGAUCCUUGGAAUAAUACCUCUGUAAAUAAUGUUUACAACUUUUUUUUUUAAAGAAAAAAAUUCUACUUAAAGGCAGUUGUAAUAUAUAUUGUACAUAGUUUUCCAUAAAAAUGUAAUUUAUUUGUUUUUGGGUUUGUUUGGUGACUACGUUUUAAUCUAGGGACCAUAAUGAUGUUGCUAACAGUUCAUGGCGUUCCAGGGUGGAAGAUGCAGUGUGUAAGAUAAGGGACCAAGUUUCAGAUGCAAACUCCACUUAGCAUUAUGACAAUCUCCGAGGCGACUUGUCAGAGCCCUGGUUUGAACAGAAACUGCACAUUAUUUUUAUAAAACGCACUCUGGACAAUCAUUUACAUUUUUUUAAUUAGAAAUUGCCAAGUAGUGUAAACCUUUGAUGUAGCAUCUCAUUUUUUAAAAAAUGAUUUUAUAUUGUACAAAAAAUAAGUGCCGACCAUACAAGUUUACUGCUAUCCACCUCCCACCUGGAAACAUACAAAUCAUUCUCUAACACACAUGCUAACAAUAAAGGAUGUUAAAAUGAAGUGGUUUUCCUUUGCAAUUUGCUCACUCAUUUGCAGCAACAUGUAUGAAUAGUAAACAGUUCUACAUCUCGGGUCUGUGUUCCCAGUACCUCACACUGUUUCAAAUGGCUCUGCCCAGAAUCACCACUGCAAUAAGACUGUAACAUUUGCUAUUUUGGAAGUCAUAUUUGUCUUUUUUUUUUAAA